Molecule: messenger RNA, 1055 nt
Organism: Sebastes umbrosus (honeycomb rockfish)
Lineage: Eukaryota; Metazoa; Chordata; Actinopteri; Perciformes; Sebastidae
Exons: 5
Coding region: 413-1018 (201 amino acids)
Biological process (GO): positive regulation of MAPK cascade; positive regulation of cell population proliferation
Cellular component (GO): cytoplasm
Molecular function (GO): growth factor activity; cytokine activity
Source: RefSeq, a predicted model, not a curated record
AGAAAGUGAGGUGAUGACCUCAGGCUACAGGAGGGAAAGGCCGGUGAAGAGAGAGAGAAUUGCUCAAUUUGGUAUUUUCUGAAUCUUCUAUUUAAUUGUAUUGCUGACUAAUUUAAUUCAGAGUCACCGCAACAAACAAAGAAAUUUGAAGCUUUUUAUUUUUUUCAGAUGAGAGGGGUUAGAGGAGGGAAGGGUGGGGGUGGGGGGGGGGGGGGUGGGGGGGGGGGUGGCUGGCCAGCGUGGGCGUUAUAGCUUCAAUGGCGAAGAGAUGACUCAGGUGAUGUGUCAUGCUGCUAUGCUAUAAAAGGGAACUUUUACAUUUUGUCCACACACACACAAACACACACGCGUACAGUACACACACACUGGACUGGAGAAAGGAGGUUUGUUUACUACAGCGGCAGCAGAAAAGAUGAAAUUGAUUCAUGACUCCAUCCCUUGUCUCCUCCACCUGCUGCUAUUGGCUGAGCUGUUUGUCCAUUCGUCGUCUCGUCCCGCACACAGUCCUCCACCCUGUGGCAUGUUCAAAUCAAUGCUCCUUCAGGUGGAGAGCUUGAAGAACUUAUCCACAAAACUCCAUGACUUGACAGACGAUCAACUCAUAAACUUUGAGGAUGUGGAAAAUAGACUGGACGGUCUUCUUCAUAUUAAACACACUGCAGCUCAUAUCAGCUCAUUGAAGAUGAACGAGUCCCUCUCCCAGCUGUUCGUGUACACUCAGUCCUUCCGGCUGCACGUCGACUGGUUGAAAACAGCCAAAUUAAACGUCAGUUUGUCCUCCCAGUCAGCGGAGGGCGCCAGCUCCCACCUCCUGAAGUUGUCCAACCUCGUUAAUACGUCUCUUCACCAGAUCAGUGAAGAGGUUCCUACGUCGUCGUCGCUCUCCCUCCCCGUCGUCUCCACAGCCUUCGAUGUGCUCAAGUUCUCAGUUGAGAUCUCUCAACAGCUACAAGUCUUUUGUAACUGGUCAAAAAGAGUGUUGGGGCAUCUCCAGAGAUCCCACUGCCGUAAAGGUUAAGCCUCUGCCUUCAGCACAUAAGCAACUGGUAAAGUCU